This is a messenger RNA of Symbiodinium sp. CCMP2456, 414 nucleotides long. NCBI's taxonomy places the organism in Eukaryota, Dinophyceae, Suessiales, Symbiodiniaceae. The record is from the annotation of a GenBank genome assembly.
AUGAUGAGCAAAAUGAUGGAAACAACGAGUCCACGUCCUGGAGCUUCUCUUGCCUUCGUGAUGCAGUUGUUCAGAUGUGUUGCAGCGUUUGUGGAAGCGUACCCGGCAGCUCUAAGUGCUGCCGUGCAAGUAGUGAUUUGCAUCGUGCUGUAUGUGGCUUCUUGCAUCUUUCGGCGAGACUCUCAGCCGACUGUGAACGUCCAUAUCGGUGGCGUCACUGUGAGCGUGGCUCCAUCUGCUCCCCAGACUGCACCUCAGCUUUAUCGCAAGGACCGCCUUGUGCAGGUUACAGCAGUGCUGAGGGUUUCGAUGCCGAAGCGUGGAUCACUGAAGCAGCCCGUGAGGCUCGCAUGCAAAGUGUCAAGCCGAACGCAGAGGUGCUUCCAGCAAGACCAAAAGCAGCCCACGAAGUGA